Molecule: messenger RNA, 1266 nt
Organism: Penicillium macrosclerotiorum
Lineage: Eukaryota; Fungi; Ascomycota; Eurotiomycetes; Eurotiales; Aspergillaceae
Product: NADH:flavin oxidoreductase/NADH oxidase
Exons: 2
Coding region: 1-1266 (421 amino acids)
Cellular component (GO): intracellular anatomical structure
Molecular function (GO): NADP binding; FMN binding; NADPH dehydrogenase activity
Source: RefSeq, a predicted model, not a curated record
AUGUCGCAGCCCAACCACCCCGAUAUUGCCAACAAGCCGGCGCCCGGCAUCUCCUAUUUCACUCCAGCGCAGGUCUUGCCCGCUGGGACCGCCGCGAUUCCCCAAUCCGAUGGAUCGCAACCUCCUAAGCUCUUCCAACCCUUUCAAGUGAAAGGCGUGACCUUUCACAAUCGAGUCGGGCUCUCCCCGCUGUGUCAAUACAGUGCCGAUGAUGGACACAUGACAGACUGGCAUAUGGCCCAUCUGGGCGGGAUCGCGCAGCGUGGGCCCGGUUUUCUCAUGGUCGAAGCAACAGCCGUCCAGCCGGAGGGCCGCAUUACUCCCGAAGACCAUGGCCUCUGGAAGGACUCGCAGAUUGAGCCGCUCCGCCGCGUAGUCGAGUUUGUACAUAGCCAGAACCAGAUCAUCGGCAUCCAGAUCGCUCACGCAGGCCGCAAAGCCAGUACCGUCGCACCGUGGCUCAGUAUGGCCGACUUGGCGACUGAGAAAGUCGGCGGGUGGCCGGAGAACGUCAAGGGACCUUCCAAUGUUCCCUUCCACGAGAAAUUCCCCACACCCAAGGCCAUGACGAAGAGCGACAUCGAGCAAUUCAAGCGAGAUUGGGUGGCCGCAACACAGCGCGCAGUCAAGGCCGGCGUCGACUUCGUCGAGAUUCACAACGCGCACGGCUAUCUGCUAAUGAGCUUCCUAUCCCCAGCGACAAACGACCGCACCGACGAGUACGGCGGCAGCUUCGAGAACCGUACUCGUCUGUCUUGUGAGAUCGCCCAGCUGACCCGGGACACUGUGCCUAAAGCCAUGCCCGUCUUCCUCCGCGUAUCAGCGACCGACUGGCUAGAAGAGUCCAUGCCCGACCAGCCGAGCUGGCGGGUCGAAGACACAGUCCGUUUCGCUAAAAUGCUGGCCGAUGCGGGUACCGUCGACGUACUGGAUAUCAGCAGUGGAGGCAAUCACCAGAAGCAACACAUUCAUGCCAAGGCGGCCUUUCAAGCACCCUUUGCGAUUGAGGUCAAAAAGGCGGUUGGUGAUCGGCUGAAAGUGGGCACCGUCGGCAUGAUCAGCUCGGGCUACCUGGCCAAUUGUUUACUGGAGAAUAACGGGCUGGACUUUGUCCUGGUUGGGCGUGGCUUCCAGAAGAACCCUAGUCUCGUCUGGACUUGGGCUGAAGAGCUUGAUGUCGAGAUUUCGAUGGCAAAUCAAAUUCGCUGGGGGUUCUCCAGCCGUGGUGGCGGAGUUUACUUAAAGAAGCGACAGGGGAAGAUGUAA